UGCGACACUCCAGCCUGCUCGCUGUGGUCGCGCGGGCGUUAGUGGCGCUCCGGGUUGCAACGUCCUUCCCUCGGGACAUGCCCGGGCGACCGAGCGACGUCUGAAACAUCCGCUCCCGCGUCUGCGUGGGUUUUUUUUUUUUUUUUUUUUUUAAACAAGAGCGAUGGCGACCGGCAACACGGGGUUGUUCGGCGACGACGAGAGCCUCGAAGGUCACCUGGUGACGCUGUUCGAGAAGCUGGAAGCGAUGCGCCAGAGCGCCAAGGGCUGCCGCCGCACGCCGCCUCUUCAGGCCGAGAUGCGGUCGCUGGACUUCUGGCGCGCCGUGUUCUCCGAGUGUCUGGCGGGCUUCUUCUACGUGUUCGUGGCGUGCGGCGCGACCGCAGCCGCCUCCGCCGCCUCCGCCGCCUCCGGCACGCCGCUGCUCACCGCCGCCUGCGCCUCCGGGUUCGCCAUGGCGGCGAUCAUGCAGUGCUUCGGCCACAUCUCAGGAGCACACGCCAACCCGGCGGUGACAGUGGCCAUGCUGAUCACACGAAGUGUGUCCUUGCUGAGGGCCUUCAUGUACGUGGCAGCGCAGUGCGGCGGUGGCAUAGCGGGCGCAGCACUCCUCUAUGGCGUGAUGGCCCAGAGCCCACACACCCCGGUGCUGCAGCUGCCGUCGCAGCUGGGCAGCUGGCAGAUGUUCGCCAUGGAGUUCCUGCUGACCUUCCUGGUGGUGUUCGCCUACCUCGUGUGGACCAACUCCCGCCUCAGGUUUCAGGGCGUGUCGUCCCUCCUCAUUGGCGGCACCUACCUGGCCUGCUCCCUCGUGUCGGCUCCUGCUCUGAAUCCGGCCAGAGCGCUGGGUCCCUCGUUCGUCAUGAACGAGUGGGAUGAUCUAUGGGUUUACUGGUUUGGACCAUUAUCUGGAGGCAUGGUGUCUGGAAUAAUUUUUGAGUUUAUAUUUAACCCUUUAAGAACUUCAAAACAGGCUAAGGAAUCAAUUGAUGGAGAUGCAUCAAGUAUACAUUCCGAUGAAGAACCCUACGAUGAGAUGGAUAAACCUUCGGGUGCCAAGUUCCAAGUGUCGACCUACAAUUCCCUACGUGCGUCCGAGCCUUGCCGACCGCUGUCAAUGAACCACGGUGACAAGUCAAACACCGCGUCUCCUGACGGUGUGACGAAGAACUACUGCACCAACCUGACAGCAGCAUCGGCCCUGUAUUCUGCUUUGCCGUGCCAGCCGGACCCCGUGGAGCCGUUGUACGGUGGCACCAAGUCUCUUUACUCGAAGAGCCCGCUUCCAGCGCGCACCAAUCUCAACCGUUCCCAAUCGGUGUACAGCAAGGUUCCCUCGGCCAUCAGAGACCCCGACGGCCUGCCCCGGCCGGGACCUCUCGUUCCGGCUCAGUCUCUCUACCCGAUGCGCUUCAACCACAACCCAAUUUCAACCACGCAGAACAUACAGAAUCAACAGAUUCAGCGCUCGGAAAGCAUUUACGGAGUUCGUGGGAUUGCCAACUCGGUGAAUCGUGGCCAGACCGGUGGCGUCUACGGCGUCAUACACGGCAACACUGCAGGCAAAGGCAAUGCGGCCAUGAAGUUGGGCUCUGGCAUGGGUUGUGGUUCCGCCUCGACCGCCAAUCGACCGGAAUCCAUGUACGGGGCAGCGACCAGGCGACAGGACUCGGCCGAUUCUUCUUACGGGUCAUAUCACGCUGGAGCUGCUGGAAAUAACUUUGGUCUCCGAACUCUGGGGUCUGGGGGUAGUUACUUGAGCGGAAGCAAGACGUUCAGCGGCACCAGAAAUGAGCAUCUUCACUCCCCGAAAGGCCAUCAUCAGUUGUUGUCUCCAGUGGCAGCAUCUGUCAUCAGUGCUACCAACACAAUUGCUUCCUACCACCACAACCGCUCCCCCAACCCUCAGUACUAAAGAUCAAGAACCAAAGCUCACUGAAUGACAAAUUUGAUUCUCGUGUUCCUCACGCAGCACGCUGCUGUUCUUGAAAAUGCUGUGGCUAUGCAAGGUCAAUAAAGCCCUGUACAUAAUUCCCAAUUUGAAAAAGAGAAUCUACAGUACUGAACUUCCAAGUAAUCAUGUUUGAAAAUGUUUUGUGUGUACUGACAGUUCGUGUAUGUACUACUUAAAUAGGUUUUGCACUCAGUGCUGUGAAUAAACUUUAAACUGGAGAAAAAAAAAUCAAAAAUGACUGUACAAUAAGGACACAAAGUGAGUGUGAACUGCACCUUCUGUGUUAUUUGCUGUAGUCAGCUGUUAAUAUGUUUGUAAUUGAUCAAGCAUUCCUAUGUUUUAAUUUUUAUAAAAUAAGUAAUACAAACAUGUUUUCUUUGUUUGUCAGGCUACCAAGUAUGUUUUUACAAAGAUAAGCUAUAAUAAUUCAAGCUCUAUAUUAAUUUUGUAUGUUUUUUUCAAUAUUCACUAUUAAUGAAAUUUCUGACUGAAUUGAGCAAUCUUAUUAUUGCUUUAUGUUUAUACAUAUUUAAAAUUUUUAUUUAAGUUUUUCUUUGACAGUUAAAAUGUAAGACAUAAAACUGAAAAAACUAUUGAGUAUGUUCAUGUUGAUCAACUUUAAAAAAAAAGGAAAGUUAGUUGGGUAAUGUGCCAAAUUUGAUAAGCGUAUCAAGACUGCUAGAAUACAAUCUUUCACAACAUACCUAGAUUAAUAUAAACAUAGGAAUAUUUAUAUAAUGCUAGUACAGUGACAAAAUUGUAUGUUAAGAAGAUACAUGUCUCAGGAUUUUCUUUCUCAAAUUUUUCUUGGUAUACUUCAUGGACGGAUGAGAUGAUUAGGCCUCAGGAGGAGAUCUAAGACUAAAUACAUUAAAUAAUCAUUCACUUUUGAUAUUAUCGGUACAUCCCAUACGGCACACAAUGUUUUGGAUACUUUUAAGAAAUACAUUACCUUACAGAAAUCAUUAUAUUAUAGUGUUUUUGCAAUGUUAUAGAAAUCUGUUUGAAACUUUUUGUAUAGUAUGGACUAGUUCAAUAGUUACUGGGCUAGGUGGGAACUUCUCUAUGUUAGGUUCUGAAAUUAUUCCUAGCCAGUGCAGAAAAAAGGUUGGAGUACAUAAUUUUGCAAGUUUGCAUAGAAAGAUCACAAGAUGAGAAAAAAUGCUUCGACAUAAUCUUUGAUUACAUUUGGCCAGAUUCAAGUGGCUAGGAAUUUUUUAUGGAUGGGUCAAUUUAUUUCUUUGAUUUCAGGAUCCCAAUGAUUUUCUGGUAAAAUGGGUACUGAAAGUUACUAAUAAAGUCAUUUCUCAUACUCCAAGCAGACAUUUUUUGUAUAAUAUACAGAACGAUUCAAGAAAAAUUUUUCUCGUUUCCUUCUCUGAUCACACAAUUAUUAAAAAAGCUUUUUGUUUAUAUGCCAAAAUCUUUAAUGGUGAAACAUCGAAUCACAAAUAUUUAUGGUGAUUUUUUAUUCUUCGUGAAAUUACAUAGUUGUCUCCUAAACGUAAAGUUUAACAAUUAAUCAAACAUAUUUCCUUGGUUAUUUUCAAAUUAGAUAAUCUACAAAUGAUAGCUUUCACCAGAUCAAUCGUAAUUGUUUGUGUUUCAACCUAAACUGGCGUUCCAUGAGUAUGUAUUGACUCGCUGAAAGAGUGUAACACAUUUAUGUACAAACCUACAGUAUUGUUUACCAAACACUCAGUGGCGAGGCGUGAGGUUUACAUGAGGGAAAGCAACAACUCCGUUCACCCCAAAACACAGUGGUGGGGAGGGGGGGUCCGGGGGCCCUCCCCCGGGAAAAUAUGGAUUUCAAGGUAGUACAAUAGGGUGCUAUUUAAGUAUUUUUCUUAACUGAACAUUGACUAUUCCACAGGUAGAAAAAUUGAAUUUUUUUUAAAUUAUAAACUAUUUUUGAAAAAUAAUAAUGUUUGGCAUACAUUAUUCUGAUAAUAAAAUACCUACUCUACAUUAUUUAUAUACUAAGUGGGAGUGUAGUAUCAUCGAUAUCUGGUACCAAAUAUAUAAACAGACAACACAUGGCAAAGUAAGUAGGCUACUUAAAAUAAAGAGAAGAAGCUCAUAAAAAUGUACUAGAAUAGUAAAAAUUAAAUGUUGGUAUGUUUUGUACCAACACAAAGAAACUAUCUUCAUACGUGAUCAGAAACUCUGUUAACUGGUACGUGGUUAUUCACAGUCACUCCAGCGAGAUUGCAACUCUCGGGCUGGGAUCCCGUAUCCGCCACCCGCGGGACGCGGUCAGUAGCAGUUGGCACUGCUAGGCCGCCUCCCGUACGCCCACAAACCCCCCACGCACUGCCAGCCAACAGCCCGCGAGAGAGAUGCGCGCUCCCCGAGAGACGACCGCUGACUGAAACGCGAUCUCGCCACCUGCCCUGCCGAACUGUAGCGGACAUAGCCGAAGCAGUCGGCGGAAGAAUUCCACCGUCUGCUUCGGCCAUGUUCGCUUGAGUUCGGCAAGAAAGCGCUACCUUCGUAGCUUCUACCUCGUGUUUUUACAGCCAAUCCCCUCCUCGAACCUUUGUACCAUGCCACCCCCCUUCCGAAAGGAAACUACUGCGGCAGCCUUCCUAAAACAGCAUGUUUUGUGUGUCGACGGGUUCUUUUCUUAUAGCACACAGCGCACAGUAUUGGGUCCCAAGAAGAUAAUUUAAAAAAUACAUACACCUAACUGCACGAGCCAAAGUAAAAUACUAUUCUGAAUAAAAUAUUUAUUUAAAAAAUACAUUGUCUGCAAACUGCCUGGGCAAGCACUGCUUGCCUUGCUUGCCCUGACGAGACGCCACUGCAAACACUCGCACUGCUAUUAUCUCAACAGAUGCCAAAUGAUGAGAAAAGAUGUUACUUUUUCUUUGGUUAUUUAAGCAUAUAUUGGUCUAUGCCAUGCUUGUUAUUUUGAAGAACUCGAACGAAUAACCAUUAGUGCACAGUAAACCUUAAAUUCAUGUAAUACUUUUCUUUAAUAAUCUUUGUGUUUAAUUAAGAAUGGAAAUCAUUUGGAAAUCAAUAAUUGAAAUUAAGUAAUCAGCUCUGUAUUGAAUAUCUAUAUAAAUUAGUGCUUGACCCUUCCCAAAUUGUUAUUAUUGGGGUAAAUUUACAUAACGUAACAUUUAGAAAGCACCUUACACAUUCAUAACCUAGGAUUCAUACACAGAAUACCUUGCAUCAAAGGUGACUCUCCAACUGUGCCAUGGAGGUCAGUUGUCUGACUAGAAAUUGGAUAAAGUUCUUAGGAUUGCAUUGAUGUUUCCACCUCAGGAACGCCAUUAUGUCUGUGUUGCUGUGUUUGCAUUGUACCAUAAUAAUUAUGUUGACAAAUUCUCUGGAGUUUUUCCCAUAGAUUCACUAAAUAACUUUUUUAUAUCUCAGUGAAGAAUUGGUCUACAAUUUAAAUUUUAUACAUUUUUUUUACAAUAUUUUAUAAUAAGGUUCUGUUAAGGUACAGGGCAGAUAUUAAAAGAUUUUGCAAUAUUUAUAGAGGGUAACUUUUGAUAAUAUUAUUACAGCUAUAGUAAUCCUUAAAACAAUCUUCAUUUUUAACCCUAAUAAUUUUGUAAGGAAAGAUCAUUUAAGCAGUUAUUUACUCUCAACUUCAGGCAAUACAUUGAGUUAUGUUCAGUAGACGUAUUGCUUUAUCAAAAUUUUAUAAAUAUAUUACGUAUAACUAAAUUUUUUGUGGCUUAAAUCUGAUUUAUCCAAUAAGACUUCUACUGCUUGUUUUUACAUAUAGCCUACGUUCCAACCCCUUCCCCUACAGAGGAGGUAUGGCAAACUCACCACCAAAUUUGAGAAAGUUAAAAGAAAAAUUUUUUAACCCAAAAUUGCCAAUCUUGCUUGUCUGAGCAUGAGAGUUUGUGGGUCGCAUCAAAACUAGUAGCAGAAUUGAAACAAGACAGAGCUAUUGGGAAAGUUUUUAAAUAAGCACGGUCAAAAUAUACUUAUUAUAUCUCUGGUAUAAAUUUUUGACUAGUUAUCCACUGAAUGCUAAACUAAUCCACAAACUCACAAGGUAUUCACUUGAACAAUGUGUACUCAUACUAAAAUUCGCACAUUUCUCAAACAAAUCUAUAAUAGUACUAUCCUCAAAAAAAUUGUAAUUUAUCUUCCCAGUAACCUAUGGCUGGUGUGAAAGUUACUUCAAAACCUAACACCCAUAAUAAACAUAAACUCUUUAGCAAAUAGUAGCUCGGUAAUGACAUAUUUUACAGUUUCUCUUAUUACUAUACAAUAAAUUUGACAUGAUGUUUCUAACACAGUUAAAAAGACAGAAAGAAAACAUGCUUCCCUUAAUGCAACAAAGCAGGCCCACGUCAAUUAUAAAAAACAAUAUAAAUAAUAAUAGUUAUCGAUAAUAUUACUUUUUUCCAUGUAUCAAUGCAACACAGUUGGUGAGAUUAUACACUUAUUUAAUAUUUUUCUUUAGCCAUGUCACUCUAAUAAAUGUUGCACUAAAACAAUCAGUCACCAAAAGAAUAAUUGAAGUUAUAUUUUUUUUUUAUUUUUACCACUUCCACAACUAAACUAGUUUUUUUUUUUUGUUUAACAUCUUGUCAACAUUGAGGUAAUAAUAAGACUACACAGAAAAGGGAUGCUAAUAUAGGAAUUGAAAUUGGCAUGUAGCAAGAAACCAUCCCAGGAGUUACCAGAAUGGUUUUGGGAAAGCAUGGAAAUCCAAAAUCAAGAUGACCAGACCGGGAUUCCAACCCGGAUUGUCUGGAAUAAAAGUCCAGUAUCUUGCUAUUACCUUACUCCGUAACGGAAUUUUUUAUUUCUUAACAUCAAGCAAUUUAUGGACCAUGUUUACACCUCAGAAAAUAACACCAUUACCACUACCAGUUUACGGAUAAGUGAGCAAUUUAUUUCCACAGUAACCAGCUUGAAAGAUUUCAAAUCUUUCAAUUGUAUGAUUAGGGACAGGAUUUUUUUAGUUUUAUUUUUAUAAUUUCAGCGUAUUUAUUAAAAAUAUAUUAGUCAAUAAAUAUGACACUAAAAUAUUUCUUAAUGUGUACUUAUUUCACCAAAAUAGUUUAAUUUUGACUGUGAUGCACAAUGCAUUAAGUCUGUAAGGUAAGAGAAUCAAGACCAACUAUGUAAAAUUAAGUUUUUGCUAUUCAUUUUUUUAUACAUUUUGGUAUGAACUACACGCUGAAUUAAUGACAUUCAUUGAACUCAAUACAUAUUAAAAGAAUAUAUUUUCGUGUUUUCAAUUAAAUUUCGUAAAAUGCUGAUUAAUUUCAUAAUUUCCUGUUGGUGUGAUAUGUUGUACAGCAUUUCAGUGUUACAUGGUUUAUCAAUGUGUUUUUCAGUGUUAUUUCAAUUUUGUUGCAAUCCACCAUAAAAUCUUGUCUCAAUGUAUGAUGUAUUGAAACUUACAUUUCAUUUAGUGGCUCUAUGAUAGGUAAGAGUUUUAUCCCUAUUCUCAAAAGUUUUUGGCCACUAUAUUCUAUAGUAUUAAUGUGUUAAAUUCAUUUGAUGUGUAAAUGUAAUUUAUUGUUGUGUCUAAGCAGAAACUAUAAAAAUUUCUCAGCAGAAUAUAGGUAAUCACAUUAUGUUGUCCAAUGGUGUGUAUAAUUCAGAAUCCAUAGUAAAAUAUGCAACUUGAAAUUUAGUAUGUCAUGUCAUGCAUAUUGCCUAGGUGUGAUGUGAAAGCACCAAUUUGACUAAUGGUUUCUUAGAACUGUCUGUAUUAUGAAAAAAAGAUAUAUUUUGUAUUUUAUUUUAAAAAAUAUUGUCAAGAUUGUGUUUUCACAGAAAUUUUAUAAAUGUAAAUGAACCAUAAAACUGAAAAUUUAGAUAAAAUAUACUUUUAUAAACGUAUACUGACACUGAACAGAAAUAUACAUACUUUUUAGUUGUGUCGUACUGACUACAAAAUUACAAUUUAAAUAAUCCUAUGCGAUUAUUAAAUUUGGAAUACCAAAAAUACUUGUUUUAAAUUUAGUAUGGUUAAAUUCUGUCUAUUACAGUUUAAAAUUAAGUGAUGAAUGUAAGACAUGUUACCUUUUUUAUAAUAAAAUAUAUAAA
Molecule: messenger RNA, 7996 nt
Organism: Bacillus rossius redtenbacheri
Lineage: Eukaryota; Metazoa; Arthropoda; Insecta; Phasmatodea; Bacillidae
Product: neurogenic protein big brain-like
Exons: 7
Coding region: 164-1915 (583 amino acids)
Biological process (GO): transmembrane transport
Cellular component (GO): plasma membrane
Molecular function (GO): channel activity
Source: RefSeq, a predicted model, not a curated record